Messenger RNA from Topomyia yanbarensis, 4179 nucleotides. RefSeq names its product sorting nexin-25 (gene snz). Lineage: Eukaryota; Metazoa; Arthropoda; Insecta; Diptera; Culicidae. Bases 302 to 3376 code for a protein of 1024 amino acids. The record is from RefSeq and is a predicted model, not a curated record. Gene Ontology annotation, cellular component: intracellular membrane-bounded organelle. The transcript is spliced from 4 exons. Gene Ontology annotation, molecular function: phosphatidylinositol binding.
UGAUGGGGCGUAUAUAUUUUUACUAAUCACCAAGCCUGUUCAGUGCAUUACAUCCUAUACAAGUACGUUAGCAAAUCGAUUAAAUUGUGCAAUAUUUAGCGAGCAUUUCAGCUAAUUGGAAAGUUUGCCGUUUCCGCAAGGUGAAGAGACUGCCGUGUGUAGCAAUGCUGACCCGAACCAGUUACCUACUCGGCAGAGAGUAGCACUAAACUGAGCCAGCAUCUGGAGCCUUGUCAGUCACCCUUGAAAAGUAAGGUGGUCGAAAACGGCAGCAGCUGGAAAAUAGGUUGUCCUUUUCACAAUGAGAAUAAUCUACUGGAUUGGAGUUGUUGGAACUGUGAUCGUUGCCGUUUCCCUGUACUGGCCACCGUUUUUCUACAUUUUUCUGUUUCUGCUGUACUCGCUGAUACUGAUUGGUUUGGCCAUCUUCGGCACCAUCUACGUUCACUACAAGCUCACAAACAAGGAGAGUACCCACCACACCCGAGACCUGCCCUCGAACGUCCUGUACAAUGCCACCAAAUCUCAACUGUUCGACCCACCGUCCCCUCCGAGAACCGCCAACAGUCUGCCGAUCAUCUUUGGCCGUACGGUUGAUGGUCUUUUGCAGCAAAUUAUUGCUAAUGCCAUGCGAGACGUGGUUAGUCCAGCGCUGGCUGAAAUUGUCGCCAAUCCGCGACGAAUCGUGGAUCUACUGCGGGAGGAUAUCUGGCUUGGAAUCGAAAAGUUACACGAACGAGCUUCCCGUGUUGAUGCUCCCAAAAUGAUAGCUGUUGAUUUUGUGAUAAAAGCGACCAUCCAUCUGGAGAAGAUUCGAAUAGCUCAAGCAAGGGCGGCGGAACUUGGCACCGAUCCCGUUUUUGGGACGUCAUCUUACUUGACGACGACUGAGAAGGAGCUGGAGUUUUUAAAGAAAAUUUGUGAAAUUUUAACUAUAUUUUUGCUACCCCGGGGCUAUUCGCUAUCACCGAUCAAGGAUCUGCUGUCGGAAGUAAUCUCUUACAAGGUACUUUAUCCGAUGAUUAAACUUAUUACCUCGCCGGAUUUUAUAAAUCAACAAAUUGUUGAGUGCAUCGAAACGAAGCUGGUGGCGGCGGCGAUUCACAAGCGUAGCUACGCGUACGCUGCAAAUUUUGAAGAGUUUUUGAAGAUCAUCACUGGAAGUCAGACAACAGAGGAGCUUCACUCGAUUAGGAGCAGUAUUGUGAGCGACAUUAUGCAGGCGACUACGAUGCAGAACUUGCAGCGGACUAGGGGUCUGGAUAGUGAUUUUUUCAUCGGGAAAGCUAACAUCAGCGGGAAUAAUUCUGGCGAUUCGGAUAGUGGCCCUAGUCGAGCAGAGAUCACUGCUUCGUUGAAGCUUAAAAAAUACAUUCAGCAGUUGUCGUUUGCCAAAAGUCAAUGCGAGAAAAGUUUAGCCAAGCUCGGCUGGAACGGAAAUGUCAGCAAUGACGUAGAUCUGUCUAUCUUGGACAUUCUAUCGACCGUUGCUGGUAGACGGCACUUCACGAUCUUUUUAGAACCGCUGAAGGCAUCAUCUCUGGUAGGAUUUUACACCACCGUUGAAGAACUGAAGCAUACGUCAAAGGCUGCCUGGCAUCAGCUAGGAGCUGAGAUAUUCUAUACCUACAUCCGGUGUCCGAACGCGGAGAUUCCCGUAGAUAAAGCUACCCGUAAGAAAAUGGAAUCAUUUUUGGUCGGUGACGGCGGGCCUGAGGUAUUCUAUGACAUACAGCGCGAGUGUUUGGUGACCAUGGAGGACAAGUACUACCAUCCGUUUCUACUGAGUGAAGAAUACACCAAGCUAAAAAAUUCUUUGACACAGGACGACAUCAAAGAGAUAACCCUGAACACAUACAUCUCAUCCAGCACCGAGAGUCAGGAUGAGACCGCUUCCAAUGCGUCAUCCAGUGGAGAUGUAGAUCCGGUAAUUCUCGAUCUGAGCAACCAUUCCACCUAUGCACGAAAUAAGCUAGAACAGUUGGACGAAAAAUUAUCUAAUAAGAACCAGGCUCUGGAAGCGCUGAAACAAUCGCUGAAACCGGACUCGAAACUGCUAACGAUACUGGAGAAAGAGAUCGACUGGUUGAAGGGAGAGAAACGUCAACUCGAAUCGCACUUACUAAGGACUGAGGUGUGGGGUGAAUAUCUGGGAAAAUGGCGAGCGAUCGUGGAAAGCGUUGAUUUCUCCGAUGAUAAGGAACCACAACCGCAGUUCAUGAUCGUCGUUCAGGUGGAUGAAGUGAAUGACUGCGGCAAGGAGGACGUUUCGACUGCGAUGGAUGCUGCUGACAGUAUUUCAACCGGUUGGGUUGUUGUCCGAUCCUUGGCACAAUUUCACGAACUUCACCGAAAACUGCGGCCUAUGUGUUCCGAUCUGAAAGCCUUAGAUCUUCCCUCGAACAAUGCUUUCAAGCUGUUCCUGUUGAAAAACGACAAAACCUUGCUGGAGAAAGCCAAACAACAGAUUCAAAAGUAUCUCAAUUUUAUUCUUGAAGAUGAUCAUUUGAAUCAGAGUGAAGCCCUGUACGAAUUCCUAAGUCCGAGUUCGGAACGGCUUAAGCAGAGUACGUUGCCGUCACCUUCCAAGAAGCAGUCCAAGUUUUCAUUGGCCACCCUGUUUAAGGCCAACAGUGAAAAAAUGGAUCAAUUUUGGGGAUCGCAUUUUAAGCUGAACACGGUGGAUUUCCCGGAUGAUGAUCAAGUCUCCAUGUAUCUCGAGGGAUCAACCGGGGACAACGGAACUUCCAAAGCCCCAACCGACCCGGACGCGAAAGACUCAAUAGCAGAACCCCUGUACGCCCUGCUCGGGGAAAUCUUCGACAUGGGAGGUGUGUUCAAAUGGCUGAGGCGCAGUCUAAUCUCCUUCGUUCAGAUCACCUACGGUCAAACGAUCAAUCGACAAAUCCGGGAAUCGAUCAACUGGCUGUUUGAGGAACCGAUGCUUCACACGUACGCCUCGACCGUACUGAAAGCUCUCUGGCCUGGAGGAGUUCUAACGAUCAAAACCAUCGAUCGAACCGAAGACCAGGAGGAAAUGACAAUGAACGCCGCUAAAUCGCUACUGCUGGACAACAUUCCCGAUCUGCUGUGUAAUCUGAUUGGCGCCCAGAAUGCACGGGCCGGUAUUAUGAAACUGUUCGACAACGCCCAGAAUCCCGCCUACAACAAGCAACUGUUCUACGAUCUGUUGGAGAUUCUGAUGCUGGAACUGUUCCCGGAGAUCCGUCAGCUGAAGGUCCCCCCGAGUGUGGCAGCGGUUGCCGUCGUGGGAGGAUCGAGCUCAUCGGCUAAUUCGACACCUACGCAUGCGGGACAUGCCGGUACAGCGGGACUGGUACAUUCGACACCCACUCGAAUCAUAUCAAGGACCUAAGGGGAGAAUUGAACGAAUUUGGAACACGAAGAAAUAGCCACCGAUUCUGUAAUAUCAGCUUAUCCGCCGUAUGUAUUAGUUCGUAGAUAUGUUUAGACAAUAGAUCGCGUGCAUGUUUGUCCUGUGGGGUGACGUUCCGUUGCAGUGAACCGUGCUGCAUCGAGCGAGGACCUGAAGAAGUUGAUUCAAUGUCUGCGAUGGUGUGUUGUUGCAUUUAGUGUGUAGUUUCCGGUAAUUCUAUUCGCUUUUACAUUGAGGUUAGGGGGCAACGCAGAAAAAUUUUUGGCUCACCGUCACCAUGGUUUUUCGAUCUUGAGUUGAUUAAAUACUGUGAUCGAUUCUCAGAAUCGCUAAAAAUGAUUAGGCGGAUUUUCUGGAAUUAAGAAAGACGCCGUAGUGCGAUUGUGAGAAUUGAUCAUGUCAAUUUUCGAUCGAAUUGUUAAAAAUACUGGAAUUCAACCGGGGCCCAUUAGGCAGUUCAACGCAUGUUCAGGCUUCGAUUCAGCAUGGUACCUCAACUAUAGAAUAAAUUAAGGGAAAACAGUCUCAGUCAAUGGUGAGAGAAAAAAAAUGACACGGAUAAUAAUAAUAAUAUGUAUGUUUGAGAGACUUUGGUAUGAAGCUUUUUUACUAGGCAUUCCGGAAAGAGGUUCCAAAGAAAAACAAAAAAAACUAUCUAAUCUAGUCACCAACCGACUGUUUAUGUGCAAAAAAAACUAUUGGUACUUAAUUGUGAACACUAUGUUUAAUGUAGAUAAGGUGGAAUAAUCAUACAGAUUAGUUCAAUAAAGAAUCUCCAAAAA